Messenger RNA from Durio zibethinus, 669 nucleotides. RefSeq names its product histone H2B.9. Gene Ontology annotation, molecular function: structural constituent of chromatin; protein heterodimerization activity; DNA binding. Gene Ontology annotation, cellular component: nucleosome. Lineage: Eukaryota; Viridiplantae; Streptophyta; Magnoliopsida; Malvales; Malvaceae. The record is from RefSeq and is a predicted model, not a curated record.
GAAUCCUAUCUCGCCUCUCAUUCUUCAACCGAACUCCCUCAAAUAACUCUUGCCCGAUUCUUUCUCAUUGGGUUCACCGUCUCUUGAAAGCUACAAUUUUUCGUCCCAUCUUCAUAAUCAAUGGCACCAAAGGCCGAGAAAAAGCCGGUGGCGGAGAAAGCCCCAGCAACACCGGCAGAGAAAAGGCCAAAGGCGGAGAAAAAGAUCUCAAAAGAGGGCGGAGAAAAGAAAAAGAAGAAGAUUAAGAAAAGCACAGAGACGUACAAGAUUUACAUUUUCAAGGUAUUGAAACAGGUUCAUCCUGAUAUUGGGAUCUCAAGCAAAGCCAUGGGGAUUAUGAACAGUUUCAUCAACGAUAUCUUUGAGAAACUGGCUCAGGAGGCUUCGAGAUUGGCUAGAUACAAUAAGAAGCCGACGAUUACGUCGAGGGAGAUCCAGACGGCGGUUAGAUUGGUCUUGCCUGGUGAAUUGGCCAAACACGCUGUCUCUGAAGGAACCAAGGCGGUUACCAAGUUUACCAGUUCUUAGAUUUGUUGGUUUGGUUCAGAUCGGAAUCCAAUUGGUGAAUUCAGUUUCUGAUUUUAUUUUAUUUUAUUUUUUAAAAAAUAAUGCUUUAACGUUCUAGCUGUAAUGGAUAGAAAAAUGGAAAUGGGUUCAACUUUUUUUAAU